This is a messenger RNA of Caenorhabditis remanei, 876 nucleotides long. RefSeq lists its product as uncharacterized. Bases 1 to 876 code for a protein of 291 amino acids. NCBI's taxonomy places the organism in Eukaryota, Metazoa, Nematoda, Chromadorea, Rhabditida, Rhabditidae. The transcript has 6 exons. Gene Ontology annotation, molecular function: DNA-binding transcription factor activity, RNA polymerase II-specific; RNA polymerase II cis-regulatory region sequence-specific DNA binding. The record is from RefSeq and is a predicted model, not a curated record. Gene Ontology annotation, biological process: anatomical structure development; regulation of transcription by RNA polymerase II.
AUGGAACCUCUCGCUCCGAUAUGGAGAACUUAUCCAUACUCUUCAUAUCCAACUCACCCACAAUUUCAGUUUGACCCCCUAAUUUCAGAUGGAAGUCACACGGGUGUCAAUCAACUGGGCGGUGUGUUUGUCAACGGGCGGCCCCUACCAGACACAAUACGGGCUCAGAUCGUCGAUAUGUCACAACGGGGAACACGGCCAUGCGAUAUUUCGAGACAGUUGAAAGUCUCUCACGGAUGUGUCUCGAAAAUCCUGGGACGUUUCUACUCGACAGGAUCUGUCAGGCCAGGAGUAAUCGGCGGAUCAAAACCAAAAGUCGCCACCCCAAGAGUUGUCGAAUGUAUCGCUGGAUACAAACGUGUCAACCCCACAAUGUUCGCAUGGGAGAUCCGUCAGAAGCUGAUUGAAGACCAAAUCUGUGGGGAGGAUAAUGUGCCGUCGGUUUCCUCUAUCAACCGGAUAGUUCGCAAUAAGGACUUCCAGACAUUCAUGUCUCAAACUUCUAGUCCCCCCUCCACCACCACCUCAUCCACAUCUUCCAACUCCCAGGGGUCUACUCGGUCAUCUCAAAACCAAAAUCGACAGAACCAAAUUCGAUUACCACCAAUUCCACCACCACCUUCACAAACACAACAACAAUUGACUGCUACAGUACUACCGACUCCGCCCACCUUUGCGAUGCCAGGAACCUACUCCAUCAACGGUCUCCUCGGGAGUCUCCCCCAUCCCAGUCUUCUCGAUGACAAGUCCUUUCAUCUCUCUCACGCCGACAUGUCUCUCGUCUAUCCGACGUCUGGAUCCAUCGGUGAGCACGACUGGACAAUGCGUGCUCCAAUAUGUAUUCUCCCUCCCAACUAUUGUGGUGGGCAGCUGUGA